Salarias fasciatus (jewelled blenny) is the source of this 1873-nucleotide messenger RNA. RefSeq names its product protein kinase, AMP-activated, alpha 2 catalytic subunit (gene prkaa2). NCBI's taxonomy places the organism in Eukaryota, Metazoa, Chordata, Actinopteri, Blenniiformes, Blenniidae. The record is from RefSeq and is a predicted model, not a curated record. Gene Ontology annotation, molecular function: ATP binding; protein serine/threonine kinase activity. Gene Ontology annotation, cellular component: cytoplasm. The transcript is spliced from 10 exons. The coding region runs from base 1 to 1674 and encodes 557 amino acids. Gene Ontology annotation, biological process: intracellular signal transduction; protein phosphorylation.
AUGGCAGAGCGGCAACAACAGAAACACGAAGGCAGGGUAAAGAUCGGCCAUUACAUCCUCGGCGACACGCUCGGAGUGGGGACCUUCGGGAAAGUGAAGAUUGGCGAGCAUCAGUUGACGGGCCACAAAGUGGCAGUAAAGAUCCUGAACAGGCAGAAGAUCCGCAGUCUUGAUGUCGUGGGGAAGAUCAAGCGAGAGAUCCAGAAUCUCAAGCUGUUCAGACACCCCCAUAUCAUCAAACUGUACCAGGUGAUCAGCACACCCACAGACUUCUUCAUGGUCAUGGAGUAUGUGUCAGGAGGUGAACUGUUUGACUAUAUCUGCAAAAAUGGACGGGUGGAGGAUACAGAAGCUCGACGCCUUUUCCAGCAGAUAAUCUCAGCCGUGGACUACUGUCACAGACACAUGGUGGUCCACAGAGAUCUCAAACCUGAGAAUGUCCUGCUGGACGCCAGCAAAAAUGCCAAGAUUGCUGACUUUGGGCUCUCCAACAUGAUGUCAGAUGGAGAAUUCCUCCGGACAAGCUGUGGCUCACCCAACUACGCUGCUCCAGAGGUCAUCUCGGGAAGGCUGUACGCCGGCCCAGAGGUUGACAUCUGGAGCUGUGGGGUGAUCCUCUACGCACUGCUGUGCGGCACUCUGCCUUUUGAUGAUGAGCAUGUCCCCACGCUGUUCAAGAAGAUCAGAGGAGGUGUUUUCUACAUCCCAGAGUACCUGACGCGCUCUGUGGCCUCGCUGCUAAUGCUCAUGCUCCGGGUGGAUCCCCUGAAGAGAGCCACCAUCAAAGACAUCAGGGAACAUGAGUGGUUCAAGCAGGACCUGCCAGGAUACCUGUUCCCAGAGGACCCUUCAUACGACGCCACCGUCCUGGAUGAAGAAGCUGUUCGAGAAGUCUGUGAAAAGUUUGAAUGCACUGAGUCUGAGGUUAUGUCCAGCCUCUACAGUGGAGAUCCACAGGAUCAGUUAGCGGUAGCUUAUCACCUCAUCAUUGAUAACCGGCGCAUCAUGACCCAGGCCAGCGAGUUCUACUUGGCAUCCAGUCCUCCACAGGGCUCCUUCAUAGAGGAGGGCAUGCCUCUGCCCCCCGGAGUCAAGCCUCACCCGGAGAGGAUGCCUCCACUGUUGGCGGACAGCCCCAAGUCUCGUUGUCCUCUGGAUGCCCUCAACACCACCCGGCCUAAACCCCUGGCAGUGAAGAAAGCAAAGUGGCACCUGGGCAUCAGGAGUCAGAGCAGACCGUACGAUAUCAUGGCUGAGGUGUACAGAGCCAUGAAACAGCUCAGCUUUGAAUGGAAGGUUGUGAACCCGUACCAUCUGAGGGUGCGUAGAAAGAAUCCAGUGACGGGCAACUUGGUGAAAAUGAGCCUGCAGCUCUACCAAGUGGACAACAGAUCCUACCUCCUUGACUUCAAGAGCAUUGAUGAUGAUAUCAUGGAAGCUGUGGGCUUCAAAUCGGGGUCGUCCACUCCUCAGAGGUCGGGCUCCACAGCCGGCCUCCACAGACCCAGACUGAGCAUUGAUUCGGCCAGCCCCGCGAUCGAUCUGCCUCAGCUGAGCUCCUCUCUCCCGGGCUCCCUGUCGGGCAGCUCCCCGCAGCUUGCCCCACGUCAGGGAUCACACACCAUGGACUUCUUUGAAAUGUGUGCCAGUCUGAUCACCACUCUGGCCCGCUGAGACCUGCUGGCUCCUGACCUCUGGGUACGCUGGAUGUCAGUGGAAGGGGCUUGAGUUUUACUGCAGAUGUUGGAACGUAGGGCAUGUAGAUGUUUGGAGUGACCUCCUCUUUCCGUCUCCUCUCCAUCUGUUCCAGAUGCUUCUCACUGGAAUCAGUGAGUGUUAACAGCACCACUGCACGGUGUUCAGAUGAAGGAGA